Molecule: messenger RNA, 1767 nt
Organism: Aegilops tauschii subsp. strangulata
Lineage: Eukaryota; Viridiplantae; Streptophyta; Magnoliopsida; Poales; Poaceae
Product: polyubiquitin
Molecular function (GO): protein binding
Source: RefSeq, a predicted model, not a curated record
ACCGUCACGGCACGGGAUAGAUUCCUUCUCCACCGGGGCCCGUCACCAGCCAGCAUAAAUACCCACCCCCUCCCCUCCUCCAAUCCUCACAACAGCUCCCAGGAACGGAACCAACAAAUCCACACCCAAUCUCGUCUCCGAUCGACUCGAGAGCUCGUCGAAUCCUCCUCCCCCAUCGUCUCAAGAUGCAGAUCUUCGUGAAGACCCUCACUGGCAAGACCAUCACUCUGGAGGUUGAGAGCUCUGACACCAUUGACAAUGUUAAGGCUAAGAUCCAGGACAAGGAGGGCAUUCCCCCGGACCAGCAGCGCCUGAUCUUUGCUGGCAAGCAGCUGGAGGACGGCCGCACCCUGGCCGACUACAACAUCCAGAAAGAGUCCACCCUUCACCUGGUGCUCCGCCUCCGUGGUGGUAUGCAGAUUUUUGUGAAGACCCUCACCGGCAAGACCAUCACUCUGGAGGUUGAGAGCUCCGACACCAUUGACAAUGUUAAGGCCAAGAUCCAGGACAAGGAGGGCAUUCCCCCGGACCAGCAGCGCCUGAUCUUUGCUGGCAAGCAGCUGGAGGACGGCCGCACCCUGGCCGACUACAACAUCCAGAAAGAGUCCACCCUUCACCUGGUGCUCCGCCUCCGUGGUGGUAUGCAGAUUUUUGUGAAGACCCUCACCGGCAAGACCAUCACUCUGGAGGUUGAGAGCUCCGACACCAUUGACAACGUCAAGGCCAAGAUCCAGGACAAGGAGGGCAUUCCCCCGGACCAGCAGCGCCUGAUCUUUGCUGGCAAGCAGCUGGAGGACGGUCGCACCCUCGCCGACUACAACAUCCAGAAGGAGUCCACCCUUCACCUGGUGCUCCGCCUCCGUGGUGGUAUGCAGAUUUUCGUGAAGACCCUCACCGGCAAGACCAUCACUCUGGAGGUUGAGAGCUCCGACACCAUCGACAACGUCAAGGCCAAGAUCCAAGACAAGGAGGGCAUUCCCCCGGACCAGCAGCGCCUGAUCUUUGCUGGCAAGCAGCUGGAGGACGGCCGCACCCUUGCAGACUACAACAUUCAGAAGGAGUCCACCCUUCACCUGGUGCUCCGCCUCCGUGGUGGUAUGCAGAUUUUUGUGAAGACCCUCACCGGCAAGACCAUCACUCUGGAGGUUGAGAGCUCCGACACCAUUGACAACGUCAAGGCCAAGAUCCAGGACAAGGAGGGCAUUCCCCCGGACCAGCAGCGCCUGAUCUUUGCUGGCAAGCAGCUGGAGGACGGUCGCACCCUCGCCGACUACAACAUCCAGAAGGAGUCCACCCUUCACCUGGUGCUCCGCCUCCGUGGUGGUAUGCAGAUUUUCGUGAAGACCCUCACCGGCAAGACCAUCACCCUUGAGGUUGAGAGCUCCGACACCAUCGACAACGUCAAGGCCAAGAUCCAAGACAAGGAGGGCAUUCCCCCGGACCAGCAGCGCCUGAUCUUCGCUGGCAAGCAGCUGGAGGACGGCCGCACCCUUGCAGACUACAACAUUCAGAAGGAGUCCACCCUUCACCUGGUGCUCCGUCUCCGUGGUGGUCAGUAAUUGCUCUGGCGUUUGACCUGCUGGUUUAUCCUGGUCGUCCGGUGGGUGGUGCCCUGUCGUUCAUUUGAACUGUUUCUCGUUCGUGUCAGUCCUACUGUGUUGGUUUAAUGAACUAUCGAGUCCCCGUGUUAUUUGUUGGUUGAAACGGUUGCUGGCACAGCAGUAUCGUUAUAAGUAAUGAAUAACUGAACUUCAGAUAUUGCGCUAA